AUGGCGGCCAACUACAUCGAUGCUCAGAUGGCGUCGAGCGACAGUCUGCAUACUCGCGAUGAUUUCACUCGCGACGAGAACCCUGAACUGCCAGAGAGUCGACCUGGGUCCCCCGCUCGCGCCGAUCCGCCUGAAGCUCUUCCCCUUGGAACUAUACCUCGCGACACACACUGGCCUCACUGGAUGAGAGAGGACGACACGCGUCACUAUGAUCGCGACUACGAUAUCAGGAUGCACGUCACGGACUUCCUUCCUGAGCUGGGCGAUCUUCUGGACCAGGCGAGGCCAAAUGAGUACGUCGGUGAAGCACAAGACGCUGUUUGGAGAUGUCCGACGUGCGAGUACACUUUCUGUCCAUACGAUCUGAACCGUGAGGCCGUGCAGGCCGCGCGCGAACUGGGGCCGGAUGGGGUGGUGCGCGAGGAUGCGGAGACCGGAGUAGCAUCUCUCGACGCCUCCAAUCCUCGCCGUUUUCUGAGAUACAUGGACUCUCUGGCGUGGAAACACCUGGCAGGCCACUUGCGCGGCAUCGGCAUUAGGCUGACAUGGCCAAACGCUCAUACGUCUUACCGGGAGCCUGUCGCUUGGUGGCUGGAACACGAACAGCCGUCGCCAGCGGAGGGUCCAUUCUUACACGCGCUUCACACGAUGUGUCUCAGACUGGAACACAGCGAGAGGGUUGACAGCGAUAGGCUACGUGAGUGGAUCCUCAUCAAAACGCUGCGCUCUGCGAGGAGGGGUCAACAUCGCGCGCGCGUCAACAUCACCCGCCUACGCCGCGAGGCUCGUGCGCGGCGUGCGAAGCUUGUGGCACGAAUGUUCGCAGCUGGCGCAAACGUGGUAACGGUAGCUCGGGGUCUGAUGCGGCGUCGUGAAAAAGAUGAGGAGUACUUGCUGCCGUGGCGUUUGGAGCUCAACAGACAGACCAAAAUAUUGCGGGAGGGUCAGGCGCGCGCGAGCCCUAAUGUUCUUGCGCAAUCUCGUAUCGCGCCUCGCGGGUUCUGA
This is a messenger RNA of Peniophora sp. CBMAI 1063, 1005 nucleotides long. NCBI's taxonomy places the organism in Eukaryota, Fungi, Basidiomycota, Agaricomycetes, Russulales, Peniophoraceae. The record is from the annotation of a GenBank genome assembly.